AUGGCGACCCACGUCGUGCUCUCCAACGGCAUCAAGAUGCCCUUCGUGGGUCUGGGCACCUGGAAGUCCUCUCCGGGCAAAGUGACGGAGGCUGUGAAGGUGGCGAUUGACGUUGGGUACCGCCACAUUGACUGUGCCCACGUGUACCAGAACGAGAACGAGGUGGGUGUGGCCAUCCAGGAGAAGAUCAAGGAGCAGGUGGUGAAGCGUGAGGACCUCUUCAUCGUCAGCAAGCUGUGGUCCACGUACCAUGACAAGAACCUGGUGAAAGGAGCCUGCCAGAAGACGCUCAGCGACCUGAAGCUGGACUACCUGGACCUCUACCUUAUCCACUGGCCCGUCAGUUUCAAGCCCGGGAGCGAAUUUUUCCCGUUGGAUUCCAAGGGCAGCGUGAUUCCCUCUGACGCAGAUUUUGUGGACACGUGGGAGGCCAUGGAAGAGCUGGUGGACGAGGGGCUGGUGAAGUCCAUUGGGAUCUCCAACUUCAACCAUCUCCAGAUCGAGAAGCUCUUAAACAAACCUGGCUUAAAGCAUAUGCCGGUGGUGAACCAGAUCGAGUGCCACCCGUACCUCACUCAGGAGAAGCUGGUCAAUUAUUGCCAGUCCAAAGGCAUUGUGGUGACGGCCUACAGUCCCCUCGGCUCUCCCGACAGGCCCUGGGCCAAGCCCGAGGACCCUUCCCUGCUGGAGGACCCCAGGAUCAAAGCCAUAGCUAAGAAGUACAAUAAAACCACAGCCCAGGUUCUGAUCCGGUUCCCCAUCCAGAGGAAUUUGAUCGUGAUCCCCAAGUCUGUGACCCCUGAGCGCAUCACCGAGAACUUUCAGGUCUUUGACUUCGAGCUGAGCAGCGAGGAUAUGACCACCUUACUGAGCUACAAUAGGAACUGGAGGGUCUGUGCCUUGGUGAGCUGUGCCUCCCACCAGAAUUAUCCCUUCCAUGCCGAGUUUUGA
Pipistrellus nathusii (Nathusius's pipistrelle) is the source of this 951-nucleotide messenger RNA. Lineage: Eukaryota; Metazoa; Chordata; Mammalia; Chiroptera; Vespertilionidae. The record is from the annotation of a GenBank genome assembly.